Molecule: messenger RNA, 777 nt
Organism: Parastagonospora nodorum SN15
Lineage: Eukaryota; Fungi; Ascomycota; Dothideomycetes; Pleosporales; Phaeosphaeriaceae
Exons: 3
Coding region: 1-777 (258 amino acids)
Molecular function (GO): zinc ion binding; nucleic acid binding
Source: RefSeq, a predicted model, not a curated record
AUGGCGUCAAACACGCCGAAAACUAUGUCGAGUCGAUUGAUGACGAUGAAGUUCAUGCAACGCUCUGCCCACAAAGCGACAGCCUCUUCGCCUAAAACCCCCAAUGGUCCACCAUCAAAGAGGGCACGCCUCUCCAACGGACGCUCCGCUCCUGGCACACCUGAUCAAGAGAUUAUACAAUCCGCGAUAGACCUGGAGGAGAAGAAGCGACAAGAAGCAUUGGACAAAGCCGCACAACACUCGGGUGAGACCAAAUGGGUGCUAAGCUUCACAGACCCUCUGGCUGGCAAGCGCCAAGAGUCACUGCAGGUCCAACAUGCAGGGUUCGCGGAGAUUGAUGCGGCAGACGAGUCAGAUGAGGACGAGGAAGAAGUACAGCCUAUAAGGAAGAAAUAUGGUGGAGGCAUAAAGCGGAAAGAUAAGCCGAUCGCCUUUGAGAAGGCAGAGCAGUCUGAGGGAGAGAUCUCUUCGUCAUCAGAAGACGAGGAUUACGACAGCGACGACCCAACAGCUGCGCUCAUACGCGAAACAAGACGUGAGGUUGCCGCCGAGCACCGCAAGCCGCGCGAUGCACAACCGACACACAAUUACGAUUCACCGGGGAAACCGCGCAGAGACCAAAACGGGGAAGUGAACAUUCGUGGCUUGACAUCGCUGUCCGGACAACCGAGAGAUCAACCAGAAUGCUUCCAGUGUGGCCAGAAAGGGCACAUGAAAUCCGACUGUCCAAAAGGUCGCGGCUCUGCCGGACGAGGUAGAGGCAGGGGUCGAAAGUAA